AUGCUCGAGGUGGUCGAGGAGGGCACCGACGCUCAGUCGCAAGAAGACGCGGCUGACCUCGCUGCAGCUCGCACCCAAGUUAUCCACGAAGUCCCUAGCCCUGACCUCGAUGCAAGUCAGUCAAGUCUACUGUCUGCCGGUGCGGACCGAUCAGUCGCCGAGGAGCAACGUGCUACUAGCCCUGCUGUUCUGCCGGAUCCUCCCGAGAGCCUGAGUGGCAGCGAAUAUCUACGUUUGUUGCAAGAUCGGCUGCAACUGGCCCUCGACCGUAAUGAGGCACUCGAGAAGGAGGUGGAUCAUCUCCAAGCCGCCCGACAGAAACAGGCCGUUGAAUUGCAAAGUCUGCUCUUGGCCACGAUGCAGCGGCAAGCCGUGCAACACCGCGCCCCAGCCGCAGCAACACCCAACUCAUCUUCGACGGACCUUGAGAACCCUGAACGCCCCGACCAAGCUCUCGAAGACACGGUAACGCUGCCGCUCAGCAGCUUGAGCAGCGCGCUCACAGCCGCUUCGGGCCUCGAGCGUUGGGUUUCGGCGCUCUCCACGGCUGCCGAAGCCCUGCCCAUCUGCGUCCUUGACAAUGUGGCCCAGGAAGGCGAGCUCCAUCGAUGUGCCAUGCAGCAGGCCGAGUACAUCCGAACUCUUGACUCACGCUAUCCCGAAGACAUGUCCAAAAUGACUUCACAAGAGCAUAAUCAAAUGACGGGGUAUCGCGCGGAGCUCGCGGAAGCCGCUCAAGCCAAGGAUGAUGCACACGGACGCCUUCAACAGCAUUUGAAUAACAUUGAAAAAGCAGCCGCUCAGCUACAAGAGCUGAGCACCGCCAUUCACAGCGGUCUUCUUGCUCAAGUCAACGCCGCAGCUAGCACCGAUUCAGUGCCUGAAUCCCAGUAG
Messenger RNA from Monosiga brevicollis MX1, 894 nucleotides. RefSeq lists its product as uncharacterized. The transcript is spliced from 3 exons. The record is from RefSeq and is a predicted model, not a curated record. The coding region runs from base 1 to 894 and encodes 297 amino acids. NCBI's taxonomy places the organism in Eukaryota, Choanoflagellata, Craspedida, Salpingoecidae.